Messenger RNA from Verruconis gallopava, 1378 nucleotides. RefSeq lists its product as uncharacterized. The record is from RefSeq and is a predicted model, not a curated record. Gene Ontology annotation, molecular function: RNA polymerase II transcription regulatory region sequence-specific DNA binding; DNA-binding transcription activator activity, RNA polymerase II-specific. Lineage: Eukaryota; Fungi; Ascomycota; Dothideomycetes; Venturiales; Sympoventuriaceae. Gene Ontology annotation, cellular component: nucleus. The transcript has a single exon. The coding region runs from base 708 to 1241 and encodes 177 amino acids. Gene Ontology annotation, biological process: regulation of transcription by RNA polymerase II.
AAGCACUUGCUUAACCCUUGACGAUCACAAGCUCCUCCUUUCGAGCUUGCGAAACUGAAUUGACAAGUGCAGGGGACAGCGAUGAAUGUCCAGUUUUGGUUGGACAGCGGUGCACCCGAAAGUUCUCUCCUCAAAGAUAAAAGUAUGGCGUUGCACACUGAAUUCUCAUUUUGGAGAGCUGCCAUUGAUAGCGAUGGAUUUAUCGGCUCAUAUCAUCAAGUUGUAUCCGAACGAAGGGAUUAACCACGGAAUGGACGACACGUCAAAUCAUAUCCGGCCAAUUGCGGAGCUAUAGAGACUCACACGAAACCAUUCUGCAUCGAUGCAAGGCACGCUAUCACUUUGUGUACUUGAUCACGCAAUUGGAGCAUGACGUGCUUGAGGGUUGCGAGCACGUAUCCGGGGUGCCAACCCUGGAACACGUGAAUCUUGGCCUUGCUGUGUUAAACCCCUCGACAAUGGCAAAUAAAACCAAAAUAAGCCGUCAUUAUUUCAGAUCCGUUCAUCCAUUAUGAGAGGGUGCCUAGAUUCGAAGAAUAUCGUUUUGCUCAAUAUCCGGUGGCUUUUUCCCCCACGUAGUGUCGUUGCUCAGAGUCUCCACGGGCUCUUUCUUUGAGCUGGAAUAGCAUUGCAACAGCCACAAUCACGACGAGAGGGAGCCAUCUUUCUGUCGGGCUGAUGAUCCCAUCCCCACGCUACUUCUAGGUAUGGAGAAUCAAGGAUUCCCACCGACAUCCUAUCCUAACGGUCAUUCGCCCAACUUCCCCGCGAAUUCAUCUGUGAAACAUCAUGACCCCUUUGCCUCGGGCACACAGUUCUUCAAUACCGAGUUUGUGCCCAUAUCACCGUCAGAGACACAAGAGCCAGAUUCAGCAAUAGCUGCGCAUCUACUCGCUGUUGAAGAAGAAAAGCGACGUCGAAACACAGCGGCGAGUGCGCGCUUCCGCCAGAAGAAAAAAGAACGAGAGCAGGCCCUUGAAAAGACAGCAAUGGAGAUGACGGAGAAAGUACGAGGCCUCGAACAGAAAGUUGGUCAGCUAGAAUUGGAGAACAAGUGGUUGCGGGGCCUUAUUGUUGAGCGCAGGAGGAAGAUGAGUAGCAUGAUGGAGGAUGAUGCAGGCGAGGGAAGCGGCUCUUCGAGGAAGAGUGGAGACGGCAAGAAGUCUAGGAAAAAAGGAAGCACAGACGUAGAGACGGAGAAAAGCCUGCAUAAGGGGAACGACGGUGUCGAGGAUGAGUAAAGCCAGUUUUGUAUGCUUCUGCGGACGACGAGAUGGACUUGGCAGGCAUUAUGCAAUCAACAAGCACGGUCUCAACUUGCCUCAGCAUGUACAAAAUGCUGAGCUCUCUGUUGUGGCUCUACUCAGGAUAACUCGAC